Rotaria sp. Silwood1 is the source of this 495-nucleotide messenger RNA. The record is from the annotation of a GenBank genome assembly. NCBI's taxonomy places the organism in Eukaryota, Metazoa, Rotifera, Eurotatoria, Philodinida, Philodinidae.
AUGCUCUUAGAAAACGAUAAUUUUUUAACAGAAUUAACAAAAUUAUUUCAACAACAACGUGUAAAAAAUUCUGGUUCAUUAUCAUUAGUAAUGAAACGAUAUGAUGGACGAACGAAACCAAAACCAAAAUUAACUAAAAAACAACGUCUUGAAAAAAAACCAUCCUCUAUAAAUCAUCCAACAACUCAUGAAGCUGUUGUUGAAUAUAAAUGUCUUGUACGUGCAGUAUAUGGUUCAAAAAAAUUAUCAACUAUUGUUUCAUCAAAAGACAUAAAUCGUUUUCAAUUGGCAUAUUCGAAUUUAUUAAAAGCAAAUAUGGAUACGUUGAAGAAAAAAGCUAAAGAAAAUAAAGCAGCAGGUCAAACAUCUACUAAUACAAAUAGUAAUGUUCCAUUAUCACCAAGGGUGACAACAACAACAACAACAGCAUCAUCCCCAUCAUCUGUUUCUAAUCAACAAAAGAAAACUCCAACAGCACCAGCUAAAAAAAAAUAA